Xyrichtys novacula (pearly razorfish) is the source of this 246-nucleotide messenger RNA. The record is from the annotation of a GenBank genome assembly. Lineage: Eukaryota; Metazoa; Chordata; Actinopteri; Labriformes; Labridae.
AUGGAGUCGCCCACAAUUAAAGUCGUCGGAGGGAAAAGUGGACGUGGAGACUGCGUGACCGGAGAGAAAUAUGUAGGAGGAGGGGGGGAACUCGCCGAGAAGGACAUUGGAGACGAGACGGGAGGGACAGGGGCCAGACGCGGUGCAAGUGUGAAGCUCAGCAUCGAGCGCCACCAGAGGGACCCGGUGUGCGGAUGGUUGGGCAUGGGGGGCGGACGGGACGGCGGAGAGCUGGAGGACCCGUGA